Cephus cinctus (wheat stem sawfly) is the source of this 869-nucleotide messenger RNA. RefSeq names its product signal recognition particle 9 kDa protein (gene Srp9). The record is from RefSeq and is a predicted model, not a curated record. Gene Ontology annotation, biological process: negative regulation of translational elongation; SRP-dependent cotranslational protein targeting to membrane. Gene Ontology annotation, molecular function: 7S RNA binding. Lineage: Eukaryota; Metazoa; Arthropoda; Insecta; Hymenoptera; Cephidae. Gene Ontology annotation, cellular component: signal recognition particle, endoplasmic reticulum targeting. Bases 223 to 459 code for a protein of 78 amino acids. The transcript is spliced from 3 exons.
GGCCAAAAUUAUCGAGUUUCCUUUCACUAGUGUAACCUUGUACACGUGCACCAUGCUGUAUCACAUGGGUAAAUGGCCAUGUCAGACUCUGUCAUAUGUACCUAGUUCUCUUUAUAGGUUAAACUUCUCUUGUUAGUGUAGAUCAGCAUUUCGUGGUGACUUAAAAUAGUGAGAAUUGAAAACGGCAUUUUUUGAGAACAUAGAUAAAAUUAAUUUUUAGCAAUGACGUAUAUGAAAUCGUGGGAAGAAUUUGAAAAGGGGGCAGAAAGGCUAUACUUGCAAAAUCCAAUCAAGGCUCGGUAUACAAUGAAGUACUGUCACAAUAAGGGUACUCUUUGUCUUAAGCUUACAGAUAAUCGUACGUGCCUACAGUAUAAAACAGAAAUAGCACAAGAUCUGAAGAAGAUGGAAAAAUUUAUAGGAAAUCUUAUGCGACACAUGGCAUCGAAGGACAACUGAAUCUAACGAAAUAAGAAUAGGAGUAUAUUUUCCAAAUAAAACCGUGUUCACAACAUUGGAUGACUGUUUCUUCUCAUCAACUGAGUGACUGGUGGGAUUAUACAUAUUUAUUUUGUUGAGGUAUAACAAACUUCUUAAAUAUACAGUAUGUGCAUAAAAGUCUGCUUUUCAUUUAAAGCUGAGUGCUCAUUUUGGCCGGGUCCUUUGUCGGCGCGUUAAAGUUCUGAAACAAUUCAUUAAGACCAAUUAUAUUAUUAUUAAAAAUUAUAUAGCUCACUAUACAACAUGAUAUAUAUCAUGUGUUAAAAGAUGUGUACAUCAAUUAAAAGUGUGCAUUUACAAAGUAAUCAUCGUUUAUAUCAUCAAUAAAAUGUGCAGCUGACCAUUAAAUAAAUAAAUAAUGCCAUGCA